AUGUCUUAUAUGGUACCGAAGGUAUCGUUGGUGAAUAAUGAAAAUAUAAAUGAACCAAAGAUACGAAAUAUAGAACUAAUGAAGUUAACACCUACACCCGAAGGUAGUUCUUGGUUCAAAUUGGAAAGAAAUAUUGCUGAAGCACAGAUCAAGAGUACUGUUGCAGACAAUAAUUACAGCAACAAAGAAACAAUAAUUCCCAGCAUAGAUACAAACCAAAACAAAACAUUACAGAUACGAAGGUCGAAUCCUCUUACAUCAGGUACUGAACGUUUGCUAAUGUUAUUAAAAUCAAAAUCGAAACCAAAACCACAGUCAAAAGCAAAGCAAGAACAACAGCUUGCUCGAAAUGCAUUUUCACAACUACCUCAACAAACAGAAGUGAAUAUAUCAUUGGAUAGAUUCACACAGUCACAACCUCAGUUAGAAGCACGAACUUCGUUAAUUGGGAAACCUUCAGAGAGUUAUAUGCCACCACUAGGACACAAUCAGAAUAAUAUAUCAGGAAAUAUGGAAAAUAAUUCAUUCAGUUCACCUCUGACAAAUACAGUUCACAAACCUAUUCACGAAUCCCAAGGGCCCAAUAUAGUACCGGAAAGAACAUUAGGAUUACCUGAGGAACGCACCAAUAAAUCACAAAGGUCACAAUCAACACUAGAAUCACCAUUGAAUGUAACAGAGAGAUUACAUAAUAAUAUUCCAAACACAGUUAUUGCACAUGAUCAUGUAAAUGUUAAUACAACCAAAACAGCGCCAAUUGAAGGGUUUCUGAAUGAUAUACCGAAUUCCAAUUUUAGGAUAAAUCCAAACUCCAAUGCUUACGAUGAUAGAAAUUCGAAUAAUCAAAAACAAAAGAAGUCUUUAUUUGUUCAAGAUAGCGAAACAGAAUUUACCGCAUUAUCCGAUACUUCAAGUCCAAGAUCAGAAUAUGUUCAUAAUGUUCAAUCGAAAGAUGAAGAAACGGAAUCAGAACAUGAUGAGGACCAGAAAACACAACUGAUUGGUGGUGACAAAAUAGAAACAGAUCGGGGCCGCGCACUAUUUGUGAGAGAUGAAGAUGAAAUGGAGUUGAAUUAUACCGGUGCUUAUAACCCUGAUAUUGCUCCACACUCUAGGAAGCUUGCCGAAAUUGCAGAUAAAAAUCAAAAUAUUGAUUUAGAAGAUGCUUCCAGGCCACCCAUUAUUUCUUUAAUUGGUGACACUAUGACCAAAACUGAUUUAAAUGAUAGAGGAAAUAAAAGACGGACUGGAGGUAGCAUGAAAAUUGUAAAUUUUUUGAAUGUAGAAGAAGUUGAAUUCCCUGAAUAUUCUGUCGAGAAGCCUGCAAUAUCAGAUAAAGCAAGAAGUAGAUUUGAUGAAAUUCAACAAAUACCGAAACCAAAUGUCUCAGCAAAUAUUCUGGAUAUUGACAAGAAUGAAAAUCAAGAUUUUAUUAGAAAUUCAUCCAGUGAACUUAAAGAAACAUCACAAGAUAAUUCCAUUAAAGAUGAGAAAAUAGAUAAAGCUGGUGAUAACUUGCAAAAAUAUGAUAACAGGAAAGUAUUGCCAAUGGAAGCAAUACGAAGAAGGAUAGAAGAAAUAGAUAAUGAAGAAUUAAAGUUGAAAUUACAAGAUGAUACAAAAUACGAUGUAACAAACGGAGCAAUGUCGGCACUAGAAAAAGUACAAGAAGAGAGACCAGAAGUCAGUUUAAGUAAAAAUAUAGAGGAAAAUACUAACAAGAAUGAAUACAAAGAUAAUGAGAUUCAACCGACGCCUUUGACUAUCUCUGCCAGUAAUGAAAGCACUAAUGAAGAAUCGUACAAUUCAGAAAUAGAAUCCCAAGUUAAAAAUGAUUCGAAACAUAGAUUUGAGAAUAUUCAAAAUAAUACAUCGAAGGAAAGUGGAAGAGGAGAAGAUAACCAGUUCAAUUUUGGAAAAAGGAAUUUAAAGGAAAAUGGACAGGUUGUUGGCGAUUUGAAGACUCCAGAUAAAGUAAUUGAGAUAAAUGCCCACUUGACCAAUAAAGCAGAAGAUAAUGAACCAGACGCAACUAAAUAUUCACAAACAAAGCAUACAACUAGAAUAUUGAGGAAAAAUCAAUCUGAAACAUCCGAUUUACCUAAUAAGAUUAAUAAUAAAAGAAAGAUAAGCGAUACCGCAUUAGAUAUUGUCAGGGCAAAGGCACCUAGAAUUACAUCAUUUAAGACUCAAAUGUUAAAAGGUUCUGUGGUAGAAAUAAUGAAUGAGAACAAAGAUAUUUCAAAGUCUGUCGAUAACUGCAGAUCCGACAGUUUAAGAGUCGUACACAUAACUGAGUCUGAUGAUAGUUCAGUAGAGGAUCAA
Messenger RNA from Vanderwaltozyma polyspora DSM 70294, 2325 nucleotides. RefSeq lists its product as uncharacterized. NCBI's taxonomy places the organism in Eukaryota, Fungi, Ascomycota, Saccharomycetes, Saccharomycetales, Saccharomycetaceae. The record is from RefSeq and is a predicted model, not a curated record. The transcript has a single exon. The annotation marks the transcript as partial.